Molecule: messenger RNA, 1252 nt
Organism: Xenia sp. Carnegie-2017
Lineage: Eukaryota; Metazoa; Cnidaria; Anthozoa; Malacalcyonacea; Xeniidae
Product: Golgi phosphoprotein 3-like
Exons: 3
Coding region: 130-978 (282 amino acids)
Biological process (GO): Golgi to plasma membrane protein transport; retrograde vesicle-mediated transport, Golgi to endoplasmic reticulum; Golgi vesicle budding
Cellular component (GO): Golgi cisterna; trans-Golgi network; cytosol
Molecular function (GO): phosphatidylinositol-4-phosphate binding
Source: RefSeq, a predicted model, not a curated record
ACUGCACAUUAAUUUAUCAUCAUGCAUCGAUUCCCGUAAAAAGAGAAGAGAAAAUUCGAAGUAAAUUCAAUAAUUUCAAAGUAAUUUACAGAUUUUUAGCCUAAAUGAAAGGAUAACCGACGGAAAAAGAUGGCUACUAGACGAACUGGAAAGUUGGUUCAACGAAGUAAGCCAGUGGAAAGUAAUACAAACGAAGUAGAUCCAGCCUUUGACAUACCUGAAGUCGACGCAGAUGAAUCGGAAACCAAAGAAACUCGUCUUACAUUGAUGGAAGAAAUUCUUCUUCUGGGUCUAAAAGAUCGAGAGGGUUACACGUCUUUUUGGAAUGAUUGUAUUUCGGCCGGCCUACGUGGCUGUAUUUUAAUAGAGCUUGGCAUUCGUGGAAGAAUUGAGUUGGAGAAGACUGGAAUGAGGCGAAGAGGCUUGCUUAGUCGUAAAGUUAUUUUUAAAAGUGCAACACCAACGGGAGAUGUUUUAUUAGAUGAAGCACUUAAGCAUAUUAAGGAUACACAACCUUUAGAUACCAUUCAAAACUGGAUUGAGUUGCUAAGUGGCGAAACAUGGAAUCCAUUUAAACUUGGUUUCCAGAUGAGAAAUGUCCGUGAACGAAUUGCCAAAAAUUUAGUUGAGAAGGGUGUCCUCACCACAGAAAAACAAAACUAUGUUUUGUUUGAUAUGACCACCCAUCCUGUUGUUGAUGCAUCUGUUAAGCAGCGUGUUAUUCGUAAAGUUCAAGAUUCUGUUCUUAGUCGUUGGUUGAAUGACCCUCAGAGAUUUGACAAAAAAACUUUAUCACUCAUUUAUCUUGCUCAUUCUUCUGAUGUAUUGGAAAAUGCAUUUACACCAUUGUCCGAUGAAGAUUAUGAUGUUGCAAUGAAACAUGUUCGUGAACUAUUAGAUUUGGAUCCUGAAGUUGAAAGUCAAAAGCCAAAUGCAAAUGAAAUUAUGUGGGCUGUUGUCUCUGCUUUCAUCAAGUAGAAUAACGAGGAUUUCUUAAUAUUAGAACAUUACUAUCAAUUGGAUGUCUGUUUUUUAUAUAGUCAAUCAGAAUUGUUCAAUUGUUAAUAUUGCUCUUACAUGAAGGCAAAAUAGUGGGAACAAAAUGUGUAGACUUUGUUUAAAGUUUGAUGGUGAUGUUUUGCAUGUUUAUAUAUUUUUGCAUGUCUUAAGCAUUUGUAAAGAACAUAUCAACCAUUUUGACUGUAUACAACUUGCAUAACUUGUAGAAAAAGUGGAUAGCUGACUUCAUGAA